AUGACUAAAAAAGCUAAUCCUUCACAAAUAAACACCAAAGCCGAUGCCAAAUUGCUACUUGACCUAUUCGACAAUUUCUUAAUCGAUUGUGAUGGAGUUGUAUGGUUAGCAGAAACACUUAUUCCCAAAGUAACUCAAUUUUUACAGUUUCUAGAACAACACAAUAAACAAUUUGCAUUCGUCACCAACAACUCAUCAAAAUCACGUCAAGCCUACAUUGAAAAGUUGGCGUGUUUAGGAAUACAUGGUAUAAAUAAAGAACGUAUUUACACUACUGGUUAUUCAGCAGUGUUGGAAUUACAAAAAAUGGGUAUUCCUUUAGGCUCCAAGAUAUGGGUAUUGGGAGAUAAAGGAAUUGAAGAUGAAUUGGCUGAUGAGGGAUAUGUGGCUGUCGGCGGAUCAAAUCCGUUAUUGGACCAAUCAUGGAACCCCAAGAACCCUUUGCUCAAAGUUGACCCCGAGGUAAAAGCAGUUAUUGCUGGAUCAACCAAUGAAUUCAACUUUAUGCGAAUUGCCACUACUUUACAAUAUUUGAUGCAUGACAACAAGAGUUUACCAUAUAUUGGAACUAACGGUGACCGAAACUAUCCUGGACCUGAUGGGUUAACACUUCCUGCUGGUGGAAGUGUGGUUGAGUAUAUGGCAUAUUGUUCCGGUCGAAGUUAUAUCGAUGUCGGUAAACCAAGCAAGACGUUUGCUGAUAUUAUAUUUUAUGAUACUGGAUUUGAUAGAUCAAAAACGAUAAUGAUUGGUGAUACAUUGUCUUCAGAUAUUAAAUUUGGUAAUGAUGCAAAAUUGGGGAAUGGACAUGGUACAUUGCUUGUAUUGUCUGGUGUCACAACGGUUCCUGAAUUGAAGGACUUGAUGGCUAGUGCUAAUCAUCAAUAUGGAGAUGAUCUGUUGGUGCCUCAAUUUUAUGUCGACUCAUUGACAAAACUUUACGAACUUGUACUGGAAUAA
Molecule: messenger RNA, 960 nt
Organism: Lodderomyces orthopsilosis Co 90-125
Lineage: Eukaryota; Fungi; Ascomycota; Pichiomycetes; Serinales; Debaryomycetaceae
Gene: PHO13
Product: Pho13p
Exons: 1
Coding region: 1-960 (319 amino acids)
Molecular function (GO): phosphoglycolate phosphatase activity; alkaline phosphatase activity
Source: RefSeq, a predicted model, not a curated record